GUGAAGGCGUGGUGAGUGUGUCUCAGAGCGAGGCGAGUGUGUGCGCUACAGUAGUACACCGGAGGAUGGACAGCGGCUCCACGGCGGCUCCCUUACCUGGCAAAAGCGGCCGCGGAUACAGCUGAUCGGGGACGAUCAAUAUGCAGAGGAAGCCGCACCUUUUCCGAAUCUACAGCGGGAUUUAAGGAGCGCAAAGAUGACUGAGGGCAAACUGUGCCAAGUGCAGCUGCUGGAUGACAGGAAGCUAGAGCUGCUGGUUCAGCCGAAGCUACUGUCGUACGAACUCCUUGACUUGGUGUCCUCCCACUUCAACCUCAAAGAGAAGGAAUUCUUUGGUCUUGCAUUUUUUGAUGACAAUGGUCAGUGCAAGUGGUUGCAGAUGGACCGCAGGGUUCUUGAUCACGACUUUUCGAAGAAGCCUGGGGUCAUCUCCCUCAACUUCCUCGUCAGGUUUUAUGUAGAAAACAUAACGCAGCUUAAGGACAUCAUAACCGUGGAGUUAUUCUACCUGAAUGCAAAAUCUGCCGUCUACAAUGGGAUUAUCGAAGUGGAAAGUGAUAAUGUCUUCAAAUUAGCAGCAAAUGCUUUGCAGGAGGCUAGAGGAGACUAUACAAGUGAUGAAAAUACUCGAGCAGAUUUGAAGAAACUGCCGACUCUUCCCACCAAAGUGCUCAAGGAACACCCAUCUCUAGCAUACUGUGAGGACCGAGUGAUUGAAUAUUAUAAGCAGCUGAAAGGUGUCUCCAGAGGACAGGCCAUUGUGAAGUAUUUGACAUUAGUGGAAUCACUGCCAACAUACGGAGUGCAUUAUUACGAAGUCAAGGAUAAACAAGGGAUCCCGUGGUGGCUUGGAAUCAGCUAUAAGGGCAUCGGCCAGUAUGAUCUGCAGGACAAAUUAAAACCUCGGAAGCUUUAUCAGUGGAAGCAACUGGAAAACCUGUACUUUCGGGAGAAAAAAUUUGCCGUAGAAGUUAAUGAUCCACACAGAAGAGCAGUAACCAAGCGCACCUUUGGGCAGACAGGCCUCCUCAUACACACGUGGUAUGCCAGCCAUUCUCUGAUCAAGACCAUUUGGGUCAUGGCUAUUAGCCAGCAUCAGUUCUACUUGGACAGAAAGCAAAGCAAAGGCAAACUAGGAGCGGCAAGAAGUCUGGAAGAAAUUGGCAUGGACCUCACAGAGCACGGAGGGGCCAAAAUAAACAAACUGGGAGAUGUCGGCCUGAAGAAUAACUUCAUAACAGCCAGCAAUGGGAGCUUGGUGUCUACAGGUUCUGCCGACUCCGAAAUGAGCGAGGAGCAGAAGAAAGAAAAACUCGCUGAGCUGAGAAAAAAAGAACAGGAGAUCCAAGAUAUUUUGGCCAAGAAAACAAAAGAGCUGAAGAAGAUUUGUCUGAGGGAGGCGGAGCUCACUGGCAAGCUGCCAAAAGAGUAUCCCCUCUCUUCAGGUGAGAGACCGCCACAGGUCAGACGGCGAGUUGGCACAGCUUUCAAGUUAGAUGACCUUUUCCCCUACAAUGAGGAUCCCUUCCUGAGGAACCUGGAGAGCAGAUUUGCCCUUCAGCAAAAGAUUGUGGAGGCGGCUAAGAAACUCGCAAAUGAGACAGAGAUAUGUAAGACAGUCAAGAAGAAGAGGAGAAGAAACUGUCUGGAUGCCAUGCACAGACUCCAGCAGAUAGAGGACGAGAUGAACCAGUACAGAAUCAAGAAGGGGAAAAAGCCCACACAGAGGGCCUCCCUGAUCAUCGCAGAUGAACUCAUCCGUUCAGACUGCAGCUCUCUGUCUAGUCUCCCACUGGAUGACGACGACUCAGACGGCGCGAAUCAAAGGCCAAGGUCGCGGUCGGUGCAAGGUUCCCCUCAGCUCAGUCCGAUGCGAUCGCUGGGAGCAGAGUAUGACGUGGAACGACAAGCGUCUCCACGCGAAAAUCACCACCACAAGAACCACAACAGAUUAGCUUAUGAUGGCCAGGAGGCUUCCCAUUACUACAAGAAUCCAAGAGAGGUCUCCUCCACCCACAGUAGUCCUUAUAAAACCCUUCCCAGACCUCCUAGAGAUCCACGAAGCAUGCCUCCCACCCCGGUUAUGACCCGCAAUGCCUACAGCAGCAGCCAGCUCAGGUCGGAGGGGUCUCCUCAUUGCUUCAGGCAUCGCAGUGGAAGCCUGGAGUCUCAGCCGCGGCCCAGAAAAGACACAGACUCGGAGAAGGCCGUCUUUAUGUUAUCACCAGCCCACCGCAGCAACAGCACUGACGUGCUGGAGGAUUGCUCAUCCUACACUAGCCAGUCCAGUCUGGAUUACUGUGGCGCAGCCAACUCGCACUACAGCACCCUGGACUCUCGUACCUCAACCAUGCAUCGUCUCCACAGGAAAGUAGAAGUGUAUGGUAACACCGGGAGCAUGCCCAACUUGGUCCAGCACCAUUCUGGCUGUAAUUACUCGUGUGACACCUCGACACACUACGCACCCAGUGCCUACUACGUCCCUGGCUACGCCUGCCCAGACAUGGAACCUUAUGCUAACGGGGCCUACGUGUAUGAGAGUGAAGUCGAAGGCCACUACAAUGUCAACCCGUCCUAUCAAAUGAAUGGGUUCCAUGGACAUGACAGAUUCAGGCAUUAUAGCAGCGAUGGGGCAGAUAAUCUUUCUCAGAAUCCUUAUGCAACGGUGAGGCCACCGCGGAGCAGAGAGGGCCCCAGAAAUGAGCUGUUGGCAAAGAACAUGCAUAAGGCCAUGGUGGCCGAGCAUCUACGAGGAUGGUAUCAUCGCAACAGAGUCCCCAGAGAGGGAGGGAGAGGCCUGCUGACUGGAUAUGACUUUGACAGCGGCUCUCAGCUUAGCCUCGGCUACCAGACAAUGCCAGCAGCCUUUAGCCACUCUAGCCGGACCACCUCCUUCUCCUCAGUGUCCUCCGUGGAGAGUGCAGGGAACUGGCGCAACCAGCUAGCAGUCGGUCUGACGGAGUUUGAUACACCUGACACUCUUCAGUACCCUCAUCCUGGAGCUCCAGCAUCUCUGUACAACCGGAGUCCCACACACAGCAGAGUUUCUCCAGAAAACAAAGAGUCUGACACAAUGGCUAAAAAAUCUGAGUCAGUAGAUGUGGUUGGUGCUGAGACCACUAGCGCAGAUGAACCAUCAGACAACCAUUCUAGCACUUAAGGAUUUCACCCGGACGGAAGCUACAUGAGCAUCCACUGAAAAGGACCAAACCAAACUUUGGCACAAACAAAGCCAUGGCCAGCAACUCUUGAAGGGAAUGAAGAUGCAACACAAGCUGUACACAAACCUUUCUUGCUGCCAUAAACCCAUCUUUGGAGAUAUUUUGUUGGUUAGGUUUUGGCAGAGAGGUGUACGCUGUUCCCUAAAGUUAGCUUUGAACACAGUGGUGACACUCUGGAAUGACUUUCCCAUGUGCCUUGGAUUGGAUGAAUUGUACAGGCAGAUGAGAAUGUGUCAAGAAACUUUAAGAAGUUGCACAACCACACUGGAUUCAAAACCUAUUGUGUAUUAAAGACAAAAGGAGCGGCAACAUGUGUUUUUACUGAAUCAAACUCCAUGUAUUUUAACAGGAACAAGCUACUGCCUUAUACAAAACAGUAGGUAACAGAAUAAAACCAUCUUCAUCUCAGUAAAGUAUGAUAAAAUAGUCUUAAAUAUUCAAACAUUCAAACUGAACACAAAGCUUGAACAUGUUGAGAGCUGAUAUGAUCGUCAUUAGAGCAGGCUGUGUAUUUGAUUCAUUUCCAUUUCUUUGUUUCUCUGAAUCUGAAUGUUAUGUCAAUAUUGUUUCUAGAAUCAUUUGUCCUUGUUGGUGCAGUGACGUGUUUUAAAAUGCAUGGUGAGAAAACUGAAUUUUCUUUUUAAAAUGAAAAACUUCAUAAUUUUUAUAUCAACAGAAGACCACUGCCAUAGGAACCAUACCCACGUCUCGUCAAACUCACACAUAUUUGUACAGUCAGUGUGUAGUUAUAUGUUAGAUGUUGUCAUAAAAUAUUUUCCACUGGGAACAAGGAGGUGAAUAAAUGUAUGUGUGACAUGUA
This is a messenger RNA of Mugil cephalus (flathead mullet), 4041 nucleotides long. It is a transcript of the gene frmd4bb, whose product is annotated as FERM domain containing 4Bb. The transcript is spliced from 24 exons. Bases 197 to 3160 code for a protein of 987 amino acids. The record is from RefSeq and is a predicted model, not a curated record. Gene Ontology annotation, biological process: establishment of epithelial cell polarity. Lineage: Eukaryota; Metazoa; Chordata; Actinopteri; Mugiliformes; Mugilidae. Gene Ontology annotation, cellular component: bicellular tight junction; cytoskeleton; adherens junction.